AAGUGAUCCGGUCCUGGGCUUGGUCAGGUAUCUGUAACCCAAACACACACACACACUUUGUGGGACUGCUGGAAAAUAAAGUGCGUGUCUGAUUCCACUACAGGUAGAAAUGUAGACUUGACCAAGCUGUCUUGUCAAUAGGUGUGUCAAAACAGGAGAAGGGUACACGCAUUGUUGUUACUCUUGACCUUUAGCAGGUCAGAAACCUGGACUUUUAUUUCUGUUCAGUUUCAUCAAAUAUUUUGCAGGAUAGAUCAAUAGGCUGUACAUCAAUUUUAAAUUAAACAUCUGUGUUUAAAACAGCUUGACAUCAGUGUCAUCCAAGUCUUGAAUAGAAUUAGAAAAGACUUAUGUACACAUUACAUUACUCAAGUCAAGUAUUGUAUCAAUCCACAUUUAAAGAUGAGUUCCACCAGCACGGAAAUGUUGAGCACUGAGGAUAUUCUCAGAAAGAAAUCCAAGAUAAAUCUGACAAAACUGAUUUUAUUUCUAGUCCUCUCAGCUGUUGUCGGAUUGGUCGUUGGUCUGCUUAUUGGCGCCUUUGCUAUCUGUGAUAAAGACAACAGUGACGGAUUAUUUCUGAAAGAUGUGCCGGACACGCUGGUCAGCGAAGAGAAUCCAGACAUCUCGGACCUGAUCUUGAAUUCAAUAGAUCCAGAAAGGAUAGAGAGUUAUUUAAGGGACCUAACCAAACAUCCACAUAUAGCGGGCAGAUCACGUGACUUUGAGCUGGUCACGUUACUUCAGAAUCACUUCAAAUCAAACGGCCUUCACGUCCAGACCACGCCCUAUGACGUGUUGCUGUCCUACCCCAGUGAUGUCACGCCUAACAGUGUCCGUCUGAUCAACGCCAGCGGAAGCGUGGUCUAUGACGCCAAAGAACACGAAAGCGACAUCUCCGGAGAGCCGGACGUAGUGAUGCCGUUCAACGCCUACUCACCAAACAGGCUUGUAGAGGGGGAGCUGGUGUUUGUAAACUAUGGUAGAGUUGAAGACUAUGAUGACUUGCUGAGAAUACAAAAUAUCAGUGUCGAUGGUCGAAUAGUGAUCGUGAAAUAUGGAAAACUGUUUAGGGGUGAUAAGGUUGACAUUGCAGCUUCUUAUGGCGCCAUUGGGAUCAUUAUCUACAGCGAUCCCUAUGAUUACACUGGGUUCAAGGAGGGUGAUUACAGGGUCUACCCAGACACUUGGUGGCUUCCUUCCACUGGGGUUCAGAGAGGUACAGUCUUCACUGGUGACGGUGACCCGCUGACUCCUGGAUACCCUGCCAAUAACCUGGCCUAUCGCUAUGACGAGGACAAAGUGGAUCCACCUCUGCCUAAAAUUCCUUCACACCCUAUCGGCUAUGGAGCCGCCGCCGAAAUACUAAAGCACUUGAAUGGAGCGCCAAUACCAAACUGGAAAGGAAGUUUGAAUGUGUCGUAUAAUACAGGGCCGGGAUUUUUACAAAAUGGAAUGACAAUUCAACUGAAUGUGACGACUACUAAUAAAAGAGCCAAAGCAGAAAAUGUUUUUGGUUUGAUUCGAGGAACAGUUGAGCCAGAUCGCUACGUUUUAGUUGGCAAUCACCGUGACGCCUGGAUCUAUGGGGCCAUCGACCCUUCCAGUGGUACAGCCGUAAUCAUGGAGCUAGCCACAGUGAUGGGAGCAUUGGUCAAAUCAGGUCAAUGGAAACCCAGAAGGUCAAUUAUGUUCUGUUCCUGGGGAGCUGAAGAGUUUGGUUUAAUUGGUUCUACAGAAUGGGUUGAGCAAUAUGUGGCCACUUUAAGGGAGCGAGCAGUGGCCUAUAUUAAUGUGGACAUUGCAGUACUUGGCAACGACACCCUCAAAGUAGCCUCUACACCUCUCAUGCAUAACAUCAUUUAUGAUGCCAGUAAAAAGGUCCCAAACCCUAACCCUAAAGAAGUUGAGUCUGGGCGAAAAACUGUUUAUGAUACAUGGCUUCAUGUCACUAACAAUUCUGGUCUCCCUUUAAUUACAACUCCUGCCUCUGGGAGUGACUUUGCACCUAUCUUACAGCGAGCUGGUAUUACCGCCCUUGACAUGAGCUACGCCUACGACAGUAACAAAUACAAGAUAGCUUACUACGCUUUGUACCACACAGAGUAUGAAAAGUUUGCAAUCGUCAAGUCACAGUUUGAUCAACAAUUUCUGUUCCACGCUGCUAUUGCUCAACUGAGUGGAGAGAUGUCCAGACGACUGGCGGAUUCACUAAUUCUUCCAUUCAACGUCUCCAACUACGCUGCUGGCCUGGAGACUUUGAGGAAAGAACUGGACAAAGACUAUGGGGCAUCACUCAAGUCAAAUCUCAGUAAUUACGAUAUGUUAGAGAUAGUGAUACAAAACUUCACUAAAGAUGUACAUGACUUUGAAACAAGACUCAAAUCUGUGAAUAAAAAUAAUCCAUUUGCUCUACGUACUGUAAACGACCAAAUCAUGCUACUUGAGCGAGCUUUUCUGGAGCCAGAGGGUCUCCCUGGUAGACCUAAGAAAAAACAUUUGAUAUUCGCAGAAAGUGACCACGAUUCUUACGCCGGAAGCAGUUUCCCUGGACUAGUGGACCUGAUGUUUAAGAUCGGCACAGAGCCGGAGAGAUGGGAAAAAGUUAAACAACAUUUCUCUGUCGUCUUGCAGACCAUCCAAUCAGCUGGCGCCAUGUUGCGUGACGUCACGAACUUCAUGUCUGAAACUUUAUAACAAUCACGUGACUUUUAGGACUCUUUAAGAAAUCGUCUGUCUUAGACAUUGUGGACAAAUGGUCACUCCUUUCCAUAAACGUCAUCAUUAGACUGACCUCUUCCUGUCCAACAGUGGACAGUUAUGAUGACACAGCCAAAAUGAAAGGCACUUGUGUAUUCUUUUAAUGUAGUGCAAACAAAACUAGACUUCGGGAGACAUUCUCUUUAAAAAAAAAUAGAUCGUAUUCAAAACUGAUUUCUACAGUUUUCUUUCAUAAAUGUGUGGACAACAUUUUACGAACGUAUCAGUUGCCUUCGACCACAGCAUCCACUUUAGUCUGACCAGUCCUUACGAUAUCCUAAACAAAAAGAUCCAUGAUUUUAUGACUUCCCUGUUCAUACAGUAUUUAAAUCAAUCUUUCUUAUGAGCUUUGUAUUUUGUUAUGUUCUCAUGGCGCCUUCAGUCUACAUGUUGGUUCAAUUGCUAUGAAAUUAAAUUAUGACUAUUAUUAUAUGUAUAGCUCAUUUUCAAAAAUACACAUUUUUUACUUUUCGCUAUGCCUGUUACAUGUCUGCAAUAUUCCCCAUAUAAACAAACAUCUGAAUCUAGUUUGUUUAUUGAUAAUUUGCUUGAUUUUUUUAAAAGUGCCCUUUGAUUUUGUAUUGAUGUAUUAAUAUAAAAAUAUAAAGAAUUUCAAAUUCCUUUUUUAAUUA
This is a messenger RNA of Biomphalaria glabrata, 3392 nucleotides long. Its product is annotated as putative N-acetylated-alpha-linked acidic dipeptidase. Gene Ontology annotation, molecular function: carboxypeptidase activity. The record is from RefSeq and is a predicted model, not a curated record. The coding region runs from base 403 to 2697 and encodes 764 amino acids. NCBI's taxonomy places the organism in Eukaryota, Metazoa, Mollusca, Gastropoda, Planorbidae. The transcript is spliced from 20 exons.